This is a messenger RNA of Notolabrus celidotus (New Zealand spotty), 4625 nucleotides long. It is a transcript of the gene atf7ip, whose product is annotated as activating transcription factor 7 interacting protein. Gene Ontology annotation, molecular function: transcription coregulator activity; protein binding. The record is from RefSeq and is a predicted model, not a curated record. Bases 706 to 3852 code for a protein of 1048 amino acids. The transcript is spliced from 12 exons. Lineage: Eukaryota; Metazoa; Chordata; Actinopteri; Labriformes; Labridae. Gene Ontology annotation, cellular component: transcription regulator complex; nucleus. Gene Ontology annotation, biological process: regulation of DNA-templated transcription.
UUCUGCUCCCCGUUGUCCCUCGAUCCAGCCGUGGACUCUGUGCGGUAGUUUUCACCACACUCCUGUUUGGUCACUCCAAGCAGAGGUGCUGCUGCUCUAUGAACGUCUCGUGUUGGUCUUGUCAUUCACACUAGCUGAGAUCUCAGGUCCUGGGGCUUCUCUUACCUACCUUUAGACCUGAACCCUGCAGCCCAGAGCAUCAGACAGAGAGACCGAGAAGAAAACUAGCGUUGAAAUCGCGACUGCUGUUCAACGCGUUUGAGACCGACUACCAACCGCGGCCGCCUCCUGCCGGUGACGUAGCUCAUGGUGGAUCUUUGAGCACGAAAAGAGGAGGAGCCUGUAGGUGACGUAUCAUCUCUGAGCACGAAAAGAGGAGGGGCCUGUUGGAGAGCGAAGGAGGAGACCAGUCGGUAUAGUCCGCAAACGAUCAGUAUCGUUUCUGUGGCACAGCUCUUUAGUUUUUCUUUUCUCCAUUUUAUGUCCAAUCUUGUGGAUUGACACCCCAUCCCAACCUAAACGGUUGUGUAGAAGAGGGUACGGAAGAGUUUUAAAGCGGCAGGAGGCGGAGCGGAGAGUCUGCUACACACCAACGCCGAAAGUCGCGGGAACAACGUUCGACGACGUGAAUAGUCGGUGAGUCGAGGUUGUCGAAGAAUUCUCUGGUAAAUCCAUGACCAGGAACCUUUCGGCCUGAAGGCAGCUAUGGAAGUUGUUGUGACAGAGGAAAAGAAGAAGAUCUUCCGUGCCAGGAAAACCAUGAAGAUAAGUGAUCGCCAGCAACUAGAGAGUCUCCACAACACUUCGUUAACAGCUACCCCGGGUUUGUCUGAAAGAUCUUCACCGCCUCUAAUGAACGGCACACACAAAGAGGAUGGACCAAAAGUGGAGGACAAGGAACAGAACAAUGUCUCUGAUUCGAACUCGCCCCCCGCAGCAUCCCCUGCCUCUCCAACUUCUCUGAGCUCUCCUGCUCCUUUCCUGUCCCUAAAUCUGUCCCCUUCCCCUGCCUCUUCACAAAGUCCCACAUCCAAGGAUGAUGCUCCUUCGACUCCCACAUCGCCAUUCCACUCUCUAAACUUUGAACUGAAAAAGAUGGAGGAGGAGGGGGAGGAGAAGACAGGCUCAUCAGAGGAGUCCGUUGCAGUAGCAUCAACAGCAUCCAAGGAAAAAGACAAGGAUGUGGUCCCAGAAACAGAAAAGAAAGAGAAGGAGAAAACCACAACAGAUAACCCGGCUGUGGAUUCGGCGAAAGGUUCCGUUAAAGGUUUGGAUACAAGUUCAUCUGAGCCCACUCCAGUGUCUGGCUGUACAGAACCAAUGGACACAGAUAAUGACACUACAAAGACCAAUGACUCAGAGACCUCCAAAAUAAAAGAGGAAAAGCCCUCUUCUCCAAAACCUACCACUUCUGAUCCCUCUCCUCCUUGUCCUUCCUCGUCUCCUCCAGCUUCCUUUUCAGUGAAUCCAAAACAAGAAAAGGACUUCAAAUGUGAGGACCCUAAAGAAGAGGAGGAUGAAAAAGAGGACAAGAAGAAAGGAUCAACAAAAGAAGAAAAGAUGGAAGUGGGAUCAGUGAAAGUAGAGUUCAAGAAGGAAAAAAUGGGUGUUAGCCAAACCACAAAGCCAUCUCGGCCUUCGUCCACUCCGCCCUCUAAUACAGCAGUUCAAGAGGAGAAGGGCUCCACAUCAGGACUGAAGCGCACUUUAUCAGAGGGUUAUGAAAAAGAUGGACAAGCUGUAAAAAGAGAAGGGAAGAGGCCCAAGGUGGAGCGUGAGGAGCUGGAGGCAGAACUGGAACUUAAAAUCACUGCAAAUGCUGGCGGUCACGAUAAACUAGAAAAGAUCGUGCAGCAGCUGGUGGAUGAACGGUUGAGGGUUUUGGAGCUGACCAUUUUCGACCAACAUUUCAAAGAGCUCAAGGACAGGGUAGACAAAGUCGACUGUGCCACUAAACAUCAAACCGCCAUUAACACACUCCAGGCCAAGAUAGCACGACUGGCAAAGAAAUUUGGAGAGGCCAAUCAGGCCUCAGAGAAUAAAAGGAAAAACGAGGCACUGGCUGCUGCCGCCGCUGCUGCUAAUGCUGCCAAGACUGUAACAGUUGCAACAAGUGCUCAAGCUCAACGGCCAAUCCGGACGUCCAUGGAGGUAAAGCAGGCUCAAACUGUUUCUUCGUCCAGCACAGCCGAAGAGGCUUUGGCAAAGAUCCUGCAGAUGAGCGAUGGGGAGUCUGAUGGAGGGGAAAUUUCCAACUUCAGUGAUGUGGACUGGAGUGAAGAGGAAGAGUGUUCAGAUUCUGACCCCGAACCCCUACAACAGAAACAAAACAAAAAGCCAAUUGCCCCAGCUGUUGGCAUGUCCACUCCAGUCCCAAGCCAAUGUGAGCAGGGGAGAGAUGGGACUAUCUGGAAAGCAAUCAAGCCUGAAAAACACAUGAAGAGACAAAUUGCCCUCUCUGAAGUGGUGGGACCCACAGUUCACGCUAAGAGCAACAUUGAAAACGCUGUGAGGGCUUUCUCGUGCCUGCUGGACAGGAAAAUACUGCAGCACAUACGGGACUGCACGGUGGCAGAGGCCCACCACGUUGAAAAGGACAGUUCAUGGGAUCUCUCCAUUCCAGAGUUGAAGGCCUUCAUUGCCCUGCUAUAUGUGAGAGGAGUGUACAAUAAAAACAUGGAGUUAGAGAGCUUUUGGUCCGAGGAAUGGGGGCUGGCCUUCUUCAGAACCACUAUGCCGAGGGACCGCUUCAGGACGAUCAUGCGCUACCUGCGCUUUGACAAUAAGCACAACAGACGUGUCCGCCUGUGCGUAGACAAAUUUGCACUGAUGUCCGAUGUGUGGGAUGGAUUUGUGAAAAACAGCAUUGCCUGCUACCGACCUGGUUUGUGCAUUAAUGUGGAUGAGCAACUGUUCCCCACGAAAACCCGUUGCCGCUUUACCCAGUAUAUGGCAAACAAGCCAGAGAAAUUUGGUAUUAAAUUCUGGGUCGCUGCAGAUACAGAGACCAAAUAUUUUUUGAAUGGCUUCCCAUAUCUGGGCAAAGACGACAUGGGAACAGAACAUAAACAUCUACGAGAAAGUGUAGUGAUGAAGCUAGUGGAGCCAUAUCAGGGAAAGGGAAGAAAUGUCACCAUGAACAAAUGUUUCACGUCCCUCACCCUGGCCAAGAACCUGCAGAAUAAAAACACAAGCCUGAUUGGUCCUAUUAACACGACCAGACGAGAGCUUCCACCUUCAAUCCAACAGCAGAGAGGGGAGCUGUUCUCCACCAAGGUGCUGAAGCAUGAACAAGCCACACUCACAGUUUACCAAGGGACACCAAAAGAAAGCAUUGUACUCCUCAGCACCAUGCACCCAAAUGUCUCCAUUGGGACUGACAAGAAGGGAAAACCAGAGACUGUUGCCUUCUACAACAACACUAAGGCCGGGGUUGAUAUACUGGACCAGAUGACUCGUCUGUACUCAGUGAGAACCGCAACUCGAAGAUGGCCUGUUGCUGUAUUUUACAAUCUCCUCGACUUGGCUGCAGUAAACGCCCAUGUCCUGUUCAAGGCCUGCACCAGUACCCCCAUCCCCAGAAGGGCCUUCAUACUAAUGCUAGCAAAGGAACUGCGAGAGGAGCAAAUGUGUAUCAAGGCCAGUCUGCAUUCAAUACCAAUGGAGCCACAGCUGCCACAAGAGGCAGGGAUAAGGAAGCAGUGCAAGAUCAACAGCUUCUGCAAACAAAAUAAGACCCUUGUCUCCUGCACCGAAUGCCUGCGACAUAUGUGCGGGAAAUGCACCAUGAGGGUUGAGCGCUUUUGCUACAAGUGUUUUCCGCUGAUACCACAACGCUGUGUGAAGAGCUGAUCCUUCCUUCUUACAAUUUGUUUGGUUAUUAAAGGUACAGUGUAGAAGUGGGAAUACUAAACGAUCAGACUCUAGAUUGAAAUGCUCCCCUGCCCACCUCACCUGUUGGUGAAGCCUUUACCUUGAGAACCUUUGAGAACAAUCAGCUCCUGUGAUGUAUGAUAAGAUUUCAUCAUCAGAAAUUUUUACUAAGACAAAUUCUCUUACGCACAACUGCCACUUUCUUCUUCUUUGUCUUCCAACCUGUGCAUUUCACGCAGGCACUGGCUGAAUACAAAAACAUGCAUGUUACUAGUUUGUCCACUUUGUGCUGCUGUAGAACCUUGGCAGUGCAAGUUGGUGGCCUCUGUUGAAGGGAACACACUCCCAUGUAGAUAUUAAAGGCUCAUUCUGAGUAAUCAUAAACAAAGCAUUGUAUAUAUUCAGGUGGUUAUACACUUAUUUGAACACACUUGCGAAUGUUAUAUUUCACUUCUACCAAGUAUGUUCUUCUAAAUGCUGCUAAAUACUACACACUGAACCUUUUAUUACAAGUGUUAUUUUCUACUGUUCCAAAGUUAUUUUUGUACUAGUUCUGUUUUCUGAAUGUUGGAGAAUGAAUUUUGUUUUUGAAGUUGUAUCAACAACCCUGUUCAGUUUUCCCAUUCAUGUAUGUACAAGCGUAAAUGCAAAUGUAGGCUUGUGUGUGUGUCUUUUUGAGAGAGAGCGAGUGUGACAGAGAGAGAGAGAGAGAGAGAGAGAGAGAGAGAGAGAGAGAGAGAGAGAGAGGGGAA